Molecule: messenger RNA, 3320 nt
Organism: Mobula hypostoma (lesser devil ray)
Lineage: Eukaryota; Metazoa; Chordata; Chondrichthyes; Myliobatiformes; Myliobatidae
Gene: mgmt
Product: O-6-methylguanine-DNA methyltransferase
Exons: 7
Coding region: 180-821 (213 amino acids)
Biological process (GO): DNA repair
Cellular component (GO): nucleus
Molecular function (GO): methylated-DNA-[protein]-cysteine S-methyltransferase activity
Source: RefSeq, a predicted model, not a curated record
ACCUCCUUCAAACUUCUCUCCCCUGAGCACCACCUGCCCCAGCUAUUUGCGGGGUGUGUGGGUGUGUUUUGUGCUCUUGAGAGGGCCACCCGUGGGAGUGGCUAGAGAGCAGCCGCCGCAACUUGUCACUCAUCGCAGGGUCGUUGCGAAGGCGGAAGUUCCCGAGGAGACUGCUUCACAUGGUUAACAUGGCAGCGAGACUUCAUCAAAAAGUUGGCAAGAACAAUAUAAAAGACUGCAAGCAAAUGACAGCAAUUCUGGAAAGUCCUAUUGGUGCCAUCCAAGUAUCUGGCUGCGGAGAAGGCAUUCACUCCAUACAGCUCCAGGAUAAUUUUGUACCCAAGGACAGAUAUUAUGGAACAAAAUUGGUAUCAAUCAUGACAAGAGUGGCCUCAUUUAGUUGCGAGCUCUGUGAAAGCCAAGAGGAAAUGACAGCACCAGUGAAACACUGUAUGACCUGGCUUCAGGCCUACUUCUGUGAACCUUGGACAUCGGGAAAACUUCCUCUCCCUGUCUUUCAUCAUCCUAUUUUUCAGCAAGCUACCUUCACUUGCAACGUGCUGAGGACUCUGCUAAAUGACGUGAAAUUUGGAGAAAUGAUUUCCUACAAGCAGCUAGCAACCCUUGCAGGCAAUUCAAAAGCCGUGAGAGCUGUGGGAGGAGCAAUGAGAAGUAAUCCGGUGCCAAUUAUUGUGCCCUGUCACAGGGUGAUCUGCGCAAAUGGACAGAUUGGUAAUUACAUGGGAGGAAGAGGAAAUCACCUCAAACAAUGGCUACUGACACAUGAGAAGCUUCUGAAAGAGAGCCGAGAAACAUCUUAGGGACUUUGUCCAAUGCUGCCACUCAGCCAGAAAGUACAAUAUUCAGAAUAAAGCAAGCUCUUAACACAUCCACUAUUAUUUGGGGUAUUUCUAAAUAGUGACUUAAAAAAGAUAAAAGAAAUUUGAGAUUCAGAUGUGUGGAGGCACCAUUUCUAUAUUAAAAAGACUGGAAACAUCCUGAGGGACGCUGGCCUUUCUUGUUUUUACAUUUUACAGAAGAAUGAAUACAGAGAUCUAUGCAUGUUGUGUAUGUAUUUUGUUUCCAUCUACAAGCUUUUUUUUUGUUCUAUUUUAAUGCCCAUUAAAGCAAGGAUAAGGGAGUGGGAGGAGCAUGGCAAACGUUAGGUGCAACUGCCCUCUAAGGAAGCAUCUGGCUCACAGAGGGGACAGAUGACAAUCUGAUGCUUGCGUGUUAUUGGGAGCAAAAUGAAAUCCUGAGGCUUCAGCACACACCUCUUUAUUCCUGCACUGUAUUGUAUUUGACCAGCGUGGAAAGCUGAACCUCAGCCAGAUGAGUGUCAACAAAUGCCCUCUCCUCUUUGAUGUUUGUGCUACUGAAAAAAAAUAUUUCUCAUAAACACUUUGUAAUGUUUUUGUGGCUAUUCUGUGAAAAGGAAGCAUUUUCUGCAUGUCAUUCAAGAGAGUGUUUUCCACAGUCCAACCACUGUUUUUAUUUCAAAUUGAAAUAUAUUUUCCACAUCUCUUAAAAAAUGCAUUUUAUACAUUGUGUAUUUUUUAAACAGAGUCAGAAUUCUGCUUUCCCCCCCUUAUAAUUGCAGAAGCAGUUAAACAUGUAAAACUUUUGAGCAAGAGAUUUCUUUUGAGCCAGAAGCAAUCUGGUUAAUUUGGUAUAGAAACAAGUUUCUUACAGUUUAAGGAAAAUAUUUUGCAUGUUUAAUUAGCAAGAAGACAAAUCACUUGUUUUAAUGGAAUAUUUUCAAUGCUGUUGGUUUGGAAUCAAGGCUUACUUAAUCACUGACCUAUACUCUACCUCGAUUGAUAAUGCUUUUGUCACCCACAUGCUUCCAUUCACAGAAUCAGGAAAAGAAUUUGUCUGUUUUAGUUUACAGUUGUCUUAUGCAUUCUUUCCCCUUGGAAAUUAUUUUAUUGCCUAGAUGAUUAGGUUGCAGAGAGGGAGCUCUCUCUGGUACUUCCUUUUCCCACUGAAGACAUUGUUUGAGCAGCGACAGUUAUCCUGCCCGGGGGAAGAUGCAUUUUUCUGCCUUUUCAUGCUCCCAUUUGCUCUCACUGUUAGUCAAUGUGAGCACAUGCAAGGAUUUAUAUAAUUAGUUUAUUCUGAAAUCACAAAAAGUGAAGAUUUUAUCAAAAUGCAUACUACCAGACACUUUUUGGAAUAAUCUGCAUGGUGUUGUGUGACUACGGAUUGUGUUAAAUGUGUUUAAUCAUAGAGUAAUCUAUUAAAGGUCACAAACUGCUACAAUUUUUCCACAAACAGGUACUUCUUCCAAAAGAGCUUUAAAGUUGCCGUGAAAUAAGAGAGGGGGAUGGGUGUCAGUGAAAUUAAGUAUUACAUUGAAGCUGCCACAUAAUUGAUACAAUAGGAUUUCUUGCAGUUACACAGAUCAAAGAUGUCACUCUUUAAAUCAUAAUCAGAACAAGACACCUAUCCCAUAUCGAUAUUGGCCACAUUGGUUUUCUCACAUACAGGUUAAAAAAUACUUACUGGCAUGUCUUCUAACUUUUUCAUGGUAGGUGUAAGGUUGUACAUUUAUUAGAUAAUCAGGCUGUUGGAAAAAUAUUGAGUAGUAACUAUUCAGGAUGUUGAUUUUAGGAGGAUUGAACAAAGGGUGGUGAGUCACUAAUGAAAUGAAUACUUUAAAAAAUUUGUUAAAAAGCUUUCCAACAAACAGCAACUUUAAAGCAUUUGGUUUCUGCAGAUUAUUGAAUUGCUUAAUUUUUACCUUGUUAGUAUUUCACAUAGUGUUUUAUGGAUGUUAAAUUCAUUUGUGUAAUUGAGGUUUAGAUGACAGCUUGGUAACUUUCUUUUUAUUUGCCCAUUACUCUUUAUGCAAAUCAUUAUGAAAGCAGAUACUUUCAAUGUUCUUAUUUGUCACGUGAUUUCCUUGAUAUUGAUCCUUUAAUUUUUAGUGGGGCAUAUUUUCCUUCAAUAAUAAAUGCAAGAUAAUUCAUUAGAACAGUUUCUAUAAAUAAAAGAUGGAUUCGACUUUGAAAAUGAGAUUAGCUUUUUACCAUUGACUGCAUGUUCUCCUGCUUCAUCUGAUAUGUGGCUCUCUAAUGUUAUUAAAGGUAAAGCUCUCAGAGCGGUGUUUGAACCAAUAGAGGGCAGUAGAGUUUAGUGGAAUUGCAUUACAAUGCAGUGUGUAGUCACAACAACAGCUUUACUCUCAAUUAUUUCUGUUUUUAACCUACAAAGAGAACCCAGAGUAGCUCAACACAACCUUACACCUUAAUUUGUCCUGCAUAUAUUCAGUCAAACUGCAGCAUGUGUAAGUUUCUUUGUACUCCCUCACUUGUGUC